Sapajus apella (tufted capuchin) is the source of this 5508-nucleotide messenger RNA. It is a transcript of the gene PGBD2, whose product is annotated as piggyBac transposable element derived 2. The record is from RefSeq and is a predicted model, not a curated record. Bases 3182 to 4960 code for a protein of 592 amino acids. Lineage: Eukaryota; Metazoa; Chordata; Mammalia; Primates; Cebidae. Gene Ontology annotation, molecular function: sequence-specific DNA binding. The transcript is spliced from 5 exons.
CGGGCCGAGGUGAGGCGAGCACUCCCGUGCCGGACGUUGCGCGGCCGUGACGCCCGACGCCAACGCUGGCGCCGCGCUCCUGUUCGGCGGGGUUCACCGUCCGGCUCAGGAUCGCGACACUCCGUCUGGGCCAGCGCAGAAUGUGAAUUCAUCUUUGGAACUGUUAUCAGUGGAGCUCUUCAAUGUUUUUGUUGGGGAUGUAUUCCUCCAGAGAGAACCCAACCAGGAUUGAUUUCACAGGACAUGCCAGCCACUGUUACUGCUUGACCACAAAAGCUUGAGAGUGAACCUACAGAGACUAGAAAUUGGGUAGUUGGGGAGAGGAAGGUAGAAUAACAUCAGGAGGGAAAAAUAUUUGUCAUCCUUUCUGGAGGGCUAAGGGGGUAUAGGAGGAGUGUUCGAGCAAGAUUGAUUGUAUGUAUGCAUGUGCAACUCUUAGAAUUGGCUGCAAAGGGGCAGAUGGAAUCAGAAUUUGCUGAGUGUGGUUUGUUUUUAUGGGUUCAUAGGUAGACGAUUCAGUGAACUUCCUGGCAGGCUGGCAGGAUAGAAGUUCAUUGGGGAGGUUGGGCUUAAAGCCUGCCUGAGAGAGCAUGGGGAGUCUGUGAAUUAGUCGUUUGGUGAGGGCUCUGGCCACACAACAUUGAAGUUGUAUUUUAAGAUUACCAGGACAACCAGUUGGUGAUGGGGUCAUUUGGGCCAUGGUGUGUGUGUAGGGUACUAAACAACUCCUAAUACUCUUUUUCUUGGCCACACAGCAUUUUGACUUUAUCACUGUUUAUGUGCCUUGUGAUUUGGGAGCUGUUGGUUUGCCCCUGAGAGCAGGUCACUGAGCAUCCAUUCACCUCCUCCUGGUGGAUGGAGGAGAAAAGACUAGAGGCAUUAGUGUUACCCUGCUCUGUCCCUGUUAUGGGAGGAAAUGGACUUGAGGAGCUACUUUACUGAGUAUUUUUGCACUCAAGGCCCUGGACUCUGUAGUUGAGUCUUAAGGAUAGGGGCACUUGGCCCUUUGGUGAUACCUGCCUGGAACAGGUUCAGCUAGGGGAUGACAGAGGAGACAGAUCCCCUGGUAUGUCUAAUAUAUUGGAGACGAUUAGGAAGCAGAACUGGGGAAGAUUAGGAAGAUGAUGCUGGGAAGAUUAGGAAGAUGAUGCUGAGGGUUUUAUUUUAGGCUUCAAGAAAGGCCUUUGGAUUCUCAUAGAAAAAAACAAAAUCACUUCUCAAGGCCUCUCCUGAGGGCAGUUGCCCAGGUCUUGUGUUCACUGGACUCUGUAAGCAAGCACUGUGUGUAUAUAUAAUGGAGAUCAGAUCCAGCUACUAUGUAAGUGUUGAAUAUACAGUUGUGAUCAGACUCAGCCUCCCUGUGAGUGUGCUUUGGGUAUACAGUGAAGAUCAGACCCAGUCUAGAACAGAUAGUAUUCAUGCAAUGGUCUCACAAACGGCACGGAAGGACACUGGCCUAUGAAGAGCGUGCUUUGAGUAGCUGACAGAGGCGGCCUUGGCUCGGUUGUCGGGAAUUGGUCAGAAACGGUGUGACUGAGCUGACUUCAGGGCCAGGUGGAGCUUCAUUUGGUAGGGGGUGACACAGGAAUUAAAAUGAAUUUUAGGCAAGUAAGGCCACAUUUGCUUGAAUAGUAUUUAUACUUGUUUUUUGUACUUGGCAUUUUUAUAGAAGGGUUACAUAUGCGUAUGUCAAGAUACCAUGAAUGCUAUAGCUAGAGAUAUAAAAAGACCUGAGUGUGUUGCAUUGAUGAUGACUUGUAUCACAAACACCGAUACUAGUGGUGAUACAAUUUUUCAAAAUGGUGAACAAGUGUUGGUAAAGUUCUGAUAAAAAGAUUUUCAUUUUCUCUACUAUUAGUGUGUUUACUAUACUAUAUUAAAAUUGUGCAAAAGAUGUUUUAUAUUUAUAUAAAUCUGAGUUUGGUUCUAAGCCCAAGUUAAAUCAUUGCACGUAGGUUUUGGCAGGACAGAUGGAAGUCGUGAGGGUAUGAGACAGGUGUCGUUUGUGGGACUGACCCACACAUUGUGGGACUGCUGUAACCCUUUUCACUCCUUCUCCCAUUGUGACAACCAACCUUCUCCCCCAACAAAUUUUAAAGCACCUUCUGAGUGCCCUUCUUCCUCCUUCCACUAACUGCUGCUGUUCUGGGUGUAACAGGGAGACAUAGAUAUGACCCCAGGUGGGAGAGCUAUUGGAGAUGUGCAGAGAAGCGUUGUUGGUCUGUUAUUGCUGUUGUAAAAGUGGCCCGUAGUGAGUUGUCCAGACAAAUCAAAAUGCAUAGGAAGUUUCAUAUCUUAAAAUGAGAAAUUAACUGGCCAGGUGGUUUGCCAGCAGUCAUCACCAUUUUGAAAAUAUUGGCAUGGAGUCUCUGUGGUGCUGAGAUAUUUUCAUCGCCUGAAUCCUUGUGGAAACUCCCAUUAUCAUUGUGUGCUUGUGCAAAUCCCCCUACUCCUAUAAUUAAUUUCUGUGAGCUCUGUGGAUAAACGGGGAUGCCUCCUGGCCUCUGUUUGCAUUUCCCCUCAGCAUUACUGCAUUUUGUCAGCUUAUUGACAGGGUCAAGGUGACUGGUUUUCCAUGAAUUAAAAUUACUAAAGUGUGACUGUGUAAUCUCCUGGAAAACUAAGUAGAUGCCCUUGGAGACUAACACCUUCUAAAUCUGUUGUGAUUUUGUUCUGCAUUGCUGAGCAAAUCACUUCUUUCCAUACCUUAGCUUCCUCAGUGGUUAAAUGAAGGUUACUACAAACCUCAAGAAGUUGUGAAGGGAAUUAAAUGCAUUGCCAUCAGUAAAAAUGUUUAGCAAUUUGCCGUAAUUGAUGCAGAUUUUUAAAAAUAUGGAAUACUUAUGAAUUUGCAUGUAAUCCUUGUGGACAGGCCGUGCUAAUCUCAGUAUUGGUCCAAUUUUAGUGUAUGUGCUGCCAAAGUGAGCACUCAGAUUUCUUUAAAAAAAACUAACAGAUCUGGUUGGCCUUCCACUCCCACCCGCCACCCCAUCUCAUCUCCCACUUUCCCACUCCAGUUUCCCUCCUUCCCCUGUGGUUACCACUUCUGUGAAGAGCUGGCGUGUAGCCUUCCAGUUCCGGUUUUAUACUCCAGCACUGCACAUAGUAUCUAUCAACAACACAGAUAAUUGCUUAUUCUUAGACUCUGUGAGUAAAGGCAGCUUCGUCUUCCCAGUUCUUCAUGGCUUCAGCAUCCAGAGAUGUCAUUACUGGGAGAGGUUCCCACUCAAAGGUGAAGUCUGCAAAGCUACUUGAGGUUCUGAAUGCUAUGGAGGAGGAAGAGUCCAGCAACAACAGGGAAGAGAUUUUCAUUGCGCCUCCUGACAAUGCUUCAGGGGAAUUUACUGAUGAGGACUCAGGUGAUGAAGACAGCCAGCGAGGUGCUCACCUUCCUGGCAGUGUGCUGCAUGCUUCAGUCCUGUGUGAGGACUCUGGCACCGGGGAGGAUAAUGAUGACCUAGAGCUGCAGCCAGCCAAGAAGAGGCAGAAAGCAGUUGUGAAGCCUCAGCGCGUUUGGACCAAAAGAGAUAUUCGUCCAGACUUUGGCAGUUGGAUGGCAUCAGAUCCUCAUAUUGAGGAUCUGAAAAGCCAAGAACUGAGUCCUGUGGGCCUUUUUGAAUUGUUUUUUGAUGAAGGAACAAUUAAUUUCAUUGUUAAUGAAACCAAUCGUUACGCUUGGCAGAAAAAUGUCAAUCUGAGUCUUACAACUCAGGAAUUGAAGUGUGUUUUGGGCAUUUUGAUUUUAAGUGGGUACAUCUCUUAUCCAAGGAGAAGGAUGUUCUGGGAAACCUCUCCUGAUUCACAUCAUCAUCUUGUAGCUGAUGCAAUUAGAAGGGACAGAUUUGAACUAAUCUUCUCAUACCUACAUUUUGCAGAUAACAACGAACUUGAUGCAAAUGAUAGGUUUGCCAAGGUCAGACCUCUCAUCAUCCGGAUGAACUGCAAUUUCCAGAAGCAUGCACCCUUGGAAGAGUUCUACAGCUUUGGGGAGUCUAUGUGUGAGUACUUUGGGCAUCGGGGGUCCAAGCAGCUGUACACAGGGAAGCCUUUGCGACUUGGGUACAAGAUUUGGUGUGGGACAACCAGCAGAGGCUACUUGGUUUGGUUUGAGCCCUCACAGGGCACACUUUUUACCAAGCCAGACAGGAGCUUGGAUCUAGGAGGCAGUAUGGUAGUAAAAUUUGUGGAUGCACUUCAGGAGCGUGGUUUUCUGCCAUAUCACAUAUUUUUUGACAAGGUUUUUACAAGUGUUAAACUGAUGUCCAUUUUGAGGAAAAAGGGGGUGAAGGCCACAGGAACUGUUCGUGAGUACAGGACUGAGCGAUGUCCCCUAAAAGACCCCAAAGAACUGAAGAAAAUGAAGAGGGGUUCAUUUGAUUACAAAGUUGAUGAGAGUGAGGAGAUCAUCGUGUGCCGCUGGCACGAUAGCAGCGUGGUCAACAUUUGCUCCAAUGCUGUGGGUAUAGAGCCAGUGAGGGUGACUAGUCGUCACUCUGGAACAGCUAAAACGCGGACUCAGGUCCACCAACCAUCACUGGUGAAGCUGUAUCAGGAGAAGGUGGGGGGUGUUGGUCGGAUGGACCAGAAUAUUGCCAAGUACAAGGUGAAGAUCCGAGGCAUGAAGUGGUACUCAAGCUUCAUUGGCUAUGUCAUUGAUGCUGCCCUCAACAAUGCAUGGCAGCUACAUAGGAUCUGCUGCCAAGAUGCCCAGGUGGACCUCCUUGCUUUCCGGAGAUAUAUUGCCUGUGUGUAUCUGGAGAGCAAUGCUGACACGACCUCUCAAGGGAGGCGAAGCAGGCGGCUGGAGACUGAGAGCCGCUUUGAUAUGAUUGGGCAUUGGAUUAUCCACCAGGACAAGAGGACCCGAUGUGCCCUCUGCCACUCACAGACCAAUACCCGGUGCGAGAAGUGCCAGAAGGGUGUCCAUGCCAAGUGCUUCAGGGAGUACCACAUCCGGUGACAUCGUGAGACAUGCUUGUUUGGUUUAUAAUGAGAUGUUUAUAGCUCAUUACGGAUCGCAGUUGAGUACUUCUGUUCUGUGUUGGAAAAAAGACCUGAAUUUCUGAUGACUUGGUUUUCUAUUUUCUCCCUACCCACAAUACAGUUCUCUUUUUUAUUGUGUUCUAUUAUACCUACAUGUGAUAUAAAUUAAUAUUUAUAUUAGUAAUAUUUGCAAAUCUUUAUUUUCUGGCAUUUAUUUAAAGUUAAGGACUUUUUUUAUUCAGAUAAAAAUUGUGCUUUAUAGUAUAUUUGAAUCCUAGCAAGAAUAAUCAAAGGAAAACUUGCAAGAACAGUGAAAAGACUUUACCAUUGCAUGCCAGGGUUUAUAAUCUAAGAUAGGCAAUAGUGUAUAAAUAUCAUGUAAAUAUGGUGGAUUUCUUAAUCGUAUUUAUUUCAUCUUUAUCCAAGUUUAUCAAACUGUCCAGGAAUAGAUAAUCUGCCUUGUAUUUAGUCAGAGGGCUAGUGUUGCAGAGUUCAUAUUUUCUUGAUAAAAAUAUUUUCCUAAUA